Molecule: messenger RNA, 825 nt
Organism: Moneuplotes crassus
Lineage: Eukaryota; Ciliophora; Spirotrichea; Euplotida; Euplotidae
Source: the annotation of a GenBank genome assembly
UCUUCAGACCUGCUCUUGUUUCCUCUAAAAUUAAGAGUUCCUGGUUUUAAGGUAUUUUGUUACUUUGUUAGGGAAAGUUUUUAGCCCAAGGCUUUGGCCUCGAAUCUUUAAAGUAACUCUCAGAAGAGUGAAUAGCCUUCUAGAUCUUAAAGCUACUUCAUCAUUGUCCUCAUAAGCUCUCAGACCGAGUUUGGGAAAUUACUGCACAACUUCAUUUUCAUCAAAAGAAUUGUUAAGUGAUGGCCGUGAAUGCGAUGAGGAGAUAUACAAAAGCCCAUCAGGAUCUCUUGCACUUUUUAUUGCAGUGGAUCCUACUGUAUUCACAGAGAUUUCCGUAUUAUCCUCUAUCAGGCGCUCUUCUUCUUCAGAGCUUGCUAUCUCAGGGGUCUCUGGGACUGGCGACCUAUCUACAGGUGUAGGGAAGAGCUGUUCUUCAUUAACUUCCUCAGAUAAUCAGCUUCCUUCACACAUCUCCUGAGCGAGUUCAGCAGGAGUAUUGGGAGGAACCACAUGAGAAUUGGUUAUUUUCCCAGAUUCUGAGCUGGGGGAGGAUACCUCCUCCAGUGAAUUAGGAGAACAUACCAUAACUUUUGCUGGUACACUCCUCUCUCUAGGGGUUACUUGCAGACCAGUAUUUUGGGCGGAAGGAUUUGAUGAUCAGAACUCCUCCCUCAACUUUCUCUCGUCACUAAUAAACUUAAAUCCUAACUUUAGCUGGCUUAGAGCAAGCAGAGCCGAGCAGCUCUGGUCGCUUCUGCAUGUGAAGCGUAGGAUGAUUGGGACGAGAAAUCGUGAGGUAUUUCUUCUUGUCCACUCUUGACCUUC